AUGUUCUCCUCCCGUCUCCGCACACUACCUGCUCACCUUCCCCGACGCGUUCCGAAGGCUUCCACUGCUCGCGCUUACUCCCAAUCCGCCUCUUCCUCAUCUUCCGCGCGUCCCUCAUCACUCCGCACACUCGCCCUCGCGACCGGCGUCGGCCUCACCUUCUACACCCUCGGCGCUCUCUUCCCUCCCCGCGUCGCCCUCCUCGUCUCCCCGCGUCCCGCUGCACCUCUACCCGGCGCAGACACAACCGAAGGCCAAGCAUACACUGCCGAGCUUGAAGCAUCAUUGCAGAGUCUGCCGACACUCGUCGAGCACCGCUCAAGGGAGGAUGCAGAGGAGUGGUACGAGACGCGACCGUACGCGACCAUGCCGGACGAGCGCAAGGUGAACAGUCUUACGGCUGGGUCGCUCAAGGGUCCAGGGAAGCUGGCGCUCGCACCGCUCGUACGUGUCAGGGUAGACGAGAGCGAGACGUUUGCGAUUCUGCAUCUGGGGAGGGCGCUGUGUGGACACGAUGGGGUUAUACAUGGCGGAUUGCUGGCGACGAUCUUGGAUGAGAGUUUGGCACGAGUGGCGAUCAGUAACCUCCCAGACAAGAUCGGUGUUACAGCCAACCUAGCCAUAAACUACAAGGCGCCCACAUUCGCUGACCAAUUUGUCGUCAUCAAAGUCAACCUCGUCGAGAAGAAAGGCCGCAAGACCCAAGUGACAGGAGGCGUCGAGGACCUCAAGGGCAAUCUCCUGGUCGAGGCAGCCGCAACCUUCGUCCAGCCCAAAUACGCCCACCUCCUCUCCAAUUCCGCCGUCCGACAGGCGAUGGGUGAACCUGUCAAGGUCCCAACAGCGUCCCGCGAAGCAGGCAAAGAGCCCAUCCUACUCGGUGAGGGGAAAGCAGUGCCGCCGGCGCUACCUGCAGUCAACAAGAAGAUAUGA
Coniophora puteana RWD-64-598 SS2 is the source of this 933-nucleotide messenger RNA. Its product is annotated as thioesterase thiol ester dehydrase-isomerase. The coding region runs from base 1 to 933 and encodes 310 amino acids. The record is from RefSeq and is a predicted model, not a curated record. NCBI's taxonomy places the organism in Eukaryota, Fungi, Basidiomycota, Agaricomycetes, Boletales, Coniophoraceae. The transcript has 4 exons.